AUUUCUCCAUCCUCCCUGCUGACGUCCGACUUCCGCAUUCCUCGCUUUUCCCGAUCGGGGGGAUCAGGGAUCAGAGCUGAUGCAACGAUUCCCGCUUUUUAAGAUAUACUCGCGACCUCAGGCUGACGUCACAAAGGGACUCCACUCGCUCACCUCGAGGCCGAAGUCAGCUGUGGUCGCGGGUGUUUGUGACAUGAUGCCCGGUCAGAUCCCGGACCCCUCAGUGACGGCGGGCUCUCUGCCCAGUUUGGGCCCUCUAGCGGGCAUUUCUGCCACCACACUCUCUGAACACCUGAAAUAUGCAGACCUCUGCCACAUUGGGGCCAUGCUGUCCCCUUUACAUCUACUGGGAAAACUGGGCAAGCGGACACUUCCGAUCAAAGCUGAGAAAGAUGAAGAGGAAGAGCGGAGGAAAAGAAGACGAGAGAAAAACAAAGUGGCGGCAGCCAGAUGUCGAAACAAAAAGAAAGAGCGGACCGAGUAUCUACAGAAGGAGUCGGAGCGCCUGGAGAUGAUGAACUCGGAGCUGAAAGCACAGAUCGAGGAGCUGAAGCACGAGCGGCAGCAGCUCAUACUGAUGCUCAAUCGCCACCGGCCCACCUGCAUCGUGAGGACGGACAGCGUCAAGACCCCCGAGAAAGAGGCCAAUCCGCUCCUGGAGCAGGCGGAGGCCAAAUGAGGAAAACCACACAUUUCACAUCACUGUUUACAGGUUAGCUCGUCUCCGGCUAGCUCAAGCACUUGGCUCGAAGCACUUGGACAUUUUAGGCUAGAGCGAAUGGCGUCCUCUGACCUGUGAGGUCGGAGAUCUGAGACUCAACAAAACAAAAACACAGCGGCGGAUGGCUUUGUCAAACUGGGGCUGUGCGUUGGCAGUUACAGAACUUUUCAGG
Messenger RNA from Danio aesculapii, 893 nucleotides. RefSeq names its product Jun dimerization protein 2a (gene jdp2a). Gene Ontology annotation, molecular function: RNA polymerase II cis-regulatory region sequence-specific DNA binding; DNA-binding transcription factor activity, RNA polymerase II-specific. The record is from RefSeq and is a predicted model, not a curated record. The transcript is spliced from 4 exons. The coding region runs from base 80 to 679 and encodes 199 amino acids. Gene Ontology annotation, biological process: regulation of transcription by RNA polymerase II. Lineage: Eukaryota; Metazoa; Chordata; Actinopteri; Cypriniformes; Danionidae. Gene Ontology annotation, cellular component: nucleus.